AUGAAAUCCGUAUCACCCACCUCCAACCCCAUCAGCCCCGGGCGGGCAAAGCACCUCGAACGAAACCGCGUCGCCGCCAACAAAUGCCGCGAAAGAAAGAAGAGAGAACACAAGCAAAUUGAACGUCGUCUCACGGACGAAACAGAAAAGAAAGAUAUUCUCCUAGCACAGUUGAACGUUCUACGAGAAGAAGUCUGGGAUUUGAAAAACCUCAUCUUCCAACACGCCGAGUGCCAAGACCACCAAAUCAACCACCAACUCGCCAGGAUGACACAGACCGUCCUGCAAGGUCCUUCCAACCCGGAUGCCAAUAAUUCCAGUAUGCCCACCAGCUCAUCGCCCACAUUUUCGACUGGGACGUGGUCGGAUGAGUCGGUCGCAGAUGAUACCAACCAUAUCGGUGCGGGCGCAUAUGAUCGCAAGGACUGGACGGUGUUGCCUACAAUCGCGGACGGUUUCCCCCCUUGCGAGCCGACUGGGUUUACCGAUUCGAUGUUUGAAAACUUUAUCAAUGCAGACAAUGGGUAUACCUAA
Penicillium samsonianum is the source of this 534-nucleotide messenger RNA. Its product is annotated as bZIP transcription factor. Gene Ontology annotation, molecular function: DNA-binding transcription factor activity, RNA polymerase II-specific; RNA polymerase II cis-regulatory region sequence-specific DNA binding. Bases 1 to 534 code for a protein of 177 amino acids. NCBI's taxonomy places the organism in Eukaryota, Fungi, Ascomycota, Eurotiomycetes, Eurotiales, Aspergillaceae. The transcript has a single exon. The record is from RefSeq and is a predicted model, not a curated record. Gene Ontology annotation, biological process: regulation of transcription by RNA polymerase II.